CCAAUACCAAUAGAAGCAAAAAAACUUUGAAAAGAAAGAGAUGAUAUUUUGAGAAUACCUUCUGGCUCCUUCUUCAAUGGCCCCCCGAAACUUUAGUCGGAUCCAAUCUGACCCUACUUUUGAUUUUUCCCGUCCCAAAUUCCAAAUAUAAAUUAGUAUUAAUAAAGUCAUUAAGGAAAAUUCCCACAAUUAAAGCAUUUUUAUUCUCUUUUUAGUUACUAUCUAAAAUAAAUACCAGUACUGUUUCUUCAACCUUCUUUGGGAGAACCUUCUAGAAAAUAAAUAUCAUAACUAUCCACCCACCGCACCUCUCCGCCAUUUUGAGUGAUUUGUUUUUUCUCUUUUUCCAGAUUUCAUUUGCUUCUGCGGCACUUUUGUGAGCAGUUUGAAAGGUUGAAGAAGAAGCAUUUUCACACAGGUUUUGGUACAGAAAAUUAAGCUGCUUGUUUGCGUUUUUCCGGUUUAAAUCUGUGGUGGCGUGUUGUGUUUGUGUGAAAUGAGCGGUGACGGAGCUGUUAGCGGCGGCGGCGGAGGGAGCAGCGGAGGAGAGACAACGAAAUUGGAGACGCAGAGGUCCAUUAAUCCGACGCCGUUUCUGACAAAAACGUAUCAAAUCGUGGAGGAUCCGAAAUUGGACGAUUUGAUCUCGUGGAAUGAAGACGGGACGUCCUUCGUCGUAUGGCGGCCAGCUGAAUUUGCCCGUGAUUUGCUGCCUAAAUAUUUCAAGCACAACAAUUUCUCCAGUUUUGUACGGCAGCUCAAUACCUAUGGAUUCCGGAAAGUUGUUCCCGAUCGGUGGGAGUUCGCUAACGAUUGUUUCCGGCGAGGCGAGAAAGCGAUGCUCAGAGACAUCCAUCGCCGGAAAAUCUCGACCGGAGUUUCCACUGUCCCGGCGGCGCCUCCCACCGCCGUACCAACCGCGCAGCCGUUGCAGGCGGUCGCUCCGGUAGCGGUUAUCCAAAUCUCUCCGGCAGACUCCGGCGAUGAACAGGUUCUCUCCUCCAACUCGUCCCCGGCGGCGACCGGGGCAACAGCCACCACGCCUCGGGCCUGCGCGUCGGCGCCGGAGAUAAUGGAGGAGAACGAGAGGCUGAGGAGGGAGAAUUCGAAACUGAGGCACGAAUUAAACCGACUGAGAAGCCUUUGCGGGAAUAUAUACAACCUGAUGUCUGGCUUUGCGGCGAAUCCGGGCGAAGCCGUGCCACCGGAGGCGAGGGCCUCGCAGUUACUGCCUGGGAUGAACGGCGCCUCGCCGGAAAACGGCGCCGGAGAAAAGGAGGCGGCGGCGGCGGAGGAGGAGGAUGAGGAGAUUUGCCCUAGGAUAUUUGGGGUGUCGAUCGGUGUGAAGCGGCUGAGGUGCGAGGAAAGGAAAGGUGAGGACCAGCGCACGCUCCUCCUUGGGCCGGAGUAUAAAUCCGAGCCGUUGGAUCACGGGAGCAGUAGCAUCGACGGCCACGAUUCUCCAAAGCUUGAUAAAUUGUGA
This is a messenger RNA of Striga asiatica, 1483 nucleotides long. NCBI's taxonomy places the organism in Eukaryota, Viridiplantae, Streptophyta, Magnoliopsida, Lamiales, Orobanchaceae. The record is from the annotation of a GenBank genome assembly.